AUGACUUCUUCCGAAACCAGUCUUCAAGAACGCUCCAUAUCUUUCGACUACGAAAUCGAGGACGCGGCCGAUCUUUACCGAGACGAAGUGCUGCCUGAGGGAGUAGCGGAGGUUGAUGGGAACUGUGGCCGCGUCAUCCCAGAAGAGAUGGAGUACGUUUGCUUGGAAGGAAUGAGCAAAGUGGGAAGGAUACUCCGCGCAGACGCCACGAUCCCCGACCGACUGGUCGUACUGAGCGAGUACAACGAGCUCGUCACGUCUCUUAUGUCGGGCCGUCUCUCCGACGAAAAUCAGUCAGUUGUGGUACUCGGUCAACCGGGAAUCGGAAAGACACUUUUUCUCGUGUAUCUUCUCCUCUAUCGACUCAAGCGGCGGCUGCCGACGGCUAUACAACUCGGGGGCGUGCAAUACGUCGUCUUUGACGGCCGAGGUGCUGUCGUUUGUCGCCCCAAUGAGGCUGAGUGCCGACUACAAAGGUGUUGGGCGUUGGCCGAUAGCAAUGCUUCUGUGGGACAACCCUGCCCUGCUUUCUUAGGCGGUGCUCUGCGUGUUAUUCAGGCAACGUUGCCGGAAGCUUCAAGAUGGAAGCACUGGGCGAAGCAGAAGAUGGCUAUGUUGCAUGUCAUGGAUCUGCCGGGCUUGAUGGAAGUAGCGGCUAUGGUGAAAGAAAGCGGGUGCGAUCCGUCGGAAGUGCCCGGGUACUUUUCCAACUGGGGCCCGGCUACCAGAGGAAUCAUCAAUGCUCUACAUGACCCCGAAAACCACCUUCGUUCCCUUGAAAGCAAGGCAAGAACAGCGGCCGGUGCGAUCUGCGAGGAGCCGUCCAUCCUGCGGACUUUAUCUCACAGACAGUAUCCCGGCGCGUUGAACAGCGUAAGCUCCGAUGUGCUGUUCAUGCGCCCAUAUCGCGCACACAAUCCGGAUGGGACCGUGCAGGUGCACAGGCAUGAACUGGUCGCUAUGGUUCCUACGAGGCGACUCAAGGAUAUCCUCGAGGAUGAACUGCGGAGGAUGAACAAUACGAGGGCCCUCGAAGCCUUGCGUCUUCAGAGCUCAGGCAGAGGCUAG
Messenger RNA from Peniophora sp. CBMAI 1063, 1068 nucleotides. Lineage: Eukaryota; Fungi; Basidiomycota; Agaricomycetes; Russulales; Peniophoraceae. The record is from the annotation of a GenBank genome assembly.